UAACAAGCAAAGACACCAUUUAUUAAGCUAUGGACAACUCCAGAAAUGGCUUUUCUCAUGUUCCAAAUCAAUCUAAUAGAUAUGACUCGGAUACAAGAUCAUCAGGUUGGCGAAGAAGGCCUGCUUUCUCUUUACAGAACCCUUGGUUCAGGACUGGUUCGAUAGUUAAUAGGCGAUUUCUCGAUGAUUCUCCAUCUGCUUACUCAUCAACUGUAGAUUCAAUACCUGCACCGUCACCUACUACUCCACAUCAGGUUCCAAUCCGAACCAGCAGCAACGUUCGGAGGCAGCACCUAGAGGCACUAAGGCAAGCCGUACACAACCGACAUGAUAAUACUAGACACGAGAGAAACUCAAGAUCAGCAGCAGCACCACCACAAGCCAAAGAAGAAGAAGAUGUCUUGAAGUAUCUAACAAAAGAGACAUACAACCCUGUCCGAAAAAGCCAGCUUCUCAGAAACCUUAGCUUAUACUACAAAAACAAGAACUCGGGCCUAGAAAGCUCAAGAAACCCUCAAGGUUACUCAGGAGGAGAAGACGGGAAGAGAUGCGCAGUGUGUUUAGAAGACUUCGAGGCCAAGGAAACAGUGAUGCUCACUCCAUGCAAACAUAUGUUCCAUGAGGAAUGUAUAGUUCCGUGGUUAAAGACCAAAGGACAGUGUCCUGUCUGUAGAUUCGUCAUUCUCAAGCCGACAAGACAAGAAUCUUCUCCAGGUAUUAGUAGCCCUGAUCUCGCCGGAGAGAUGACAGUGAACGAUCUUUUCACAUUACAGCUUAUCUCUAUGGUACAAGCGAUGGAAGAAACUUUCCUCUUUGGGUAUCAUCAUCGCCAUUAGAAUAUCAUAACUUUGACAUAUCUUUGUUGUACCCCCUCUUUUUAUUAAGAAAACACUUUAUAAUAUAAUAAUAAAUACAUUAUAUAUAAUUAUUUUUAA
Molecule: messenger RNA, 935 nt
Organism: Eruca vesicaria subsp. sativa (arugula)
Lineage: Eukaryota; Viridiplantae; Streptophyta; Magnoliopsida; Brassicales; Brassicaceae
Source: the annotation of a GenBank genome assembly